CCCAUUCACAAAUUAAGAAGCAUUCUUCCCACGACCACCAAUGUAAGGAGGACAUUCUUCCCACUAAUCAUAAAUGUAAGAAGCAUUCUUCCUACUGUCCACAAUGUGACAUUCCCACACCCCCAAGUAAGGGACAUUCUUCCCACUGACCACCAAAGUAAGGGACAUUCACCACUGACCACCAAUGUAAGGAGCAUUCUUCCUACUGUCCACCAAUGUAAGAGACAUUCUUCCAUAUGACCACUAAUGUAAGGAGCAUUUUUCCUACUAUGUAAGGGGAACAUUCUCUCACUGACUCUCCCAGUAACGAACAAAAUGGGAUCGUUCCCCACUCAUCAUCAGUCUAAGAGGGCCCUUCUCCUCUGACCACCAUGUUAAGCAGUAUCUCACUGACCACCAAUGUAAGGUGGCACUACACUGACCACUACCUCUCACACAAAUAUACAUACUUACCAGCCCCACCCAUUAGAAUUAAAGGC
Staurois parvus is the source of this 479-nucleotide messenger RNA. The record is from the annotation of a GenBank genome assembly. Lineage: Eukaryota; Metazoa; Chordata; Amphibia; Anura; Ranidae.